Brassica rapa (field mustard) is the source of this 1513-nucleotide messenger RNA. Its product is annotated as probable ubiquitin receptor RAD23a. The record is from RefSeq and is a predicted model, not a curated record. Lineage: Eukaryota; Viridiplantae; Streptophyta; Magnoliopsida; Brassicales; Brassicaceae. Gene Ontology annotation, molecular function: ubiquitin binding; polyubiquitin modification-dependent protein binding; proteasome binding. Gene Ontology annotation, biological process: nucleotide-excision repair; proteasome-mediated ubiquitin-dependent protein catabolic process. Gene Ontology annotation, cellular component: nucleoplasm; cytosol.
AAAUACGGGAGAGAUAUUUAUAUCAUAGGGUUAGAUCGUGUGUCACGUGCGAUGCACAAGGAUUUGGCGGUGUCUUGCAGCGAACCGCACGUGGGUUCCUGUUGGCGCGUUUUAAAAUCCGAAACGCUCGGUUGAUUGCGACUGCUGUAGAGUUGUUGUUGGAAACAUCGCUCCUUUAGGUCAAUUCUCUAUCUCACCGGACUCCCCCGACGCCGCCGGUAAUCGCUUCAAUUCGUCGACAUGAAGCUCACCGUUAAGACGCUCAAGGGUAGCCGUUUUGAAAUUAGGGUUCUGCCCACCGACACGAUAAUGUCGGUGAAGAAGAGCAUUGAAGAUUCACAGAGCAAAGAAAGUUAUCCAUGUGGACAGCAACUGUUGAUUCACAAUGGAAAGGUUUUGAAAGAUGAAACUACUUUGGUGGAGAACAAGGUCACCGAGGAGGGGUUUCUUGUUGUCAUGCUUAGCAAGAGCAAAACUGCAAGUUCAGCUGGUCCAUCUUCUACUCUGCCUACUUCCACGACCACUUCUACCCCAUCUUCAACUACGCCUGCAGCUCCGUCCACAACCCAAUCUAUAGCUGUGCCUGCUGCAAAUUCUACUCUUGCCCAAGUACAACCGGCGGCACAAAGUGAUACCAAUGGCCAGACUCCGGCGACUUUAAUUAGUGGCAGUAGUGUGGAGCAAAGGGUUCAACAAAUAAUGGAAAUGGGAGGAGGCAGCUGGGACGAAGAAACAGUUCUUCGUGCACUUCGUGCAGCGUAUUACAACCUCGAGAGAGCAGUGGAUUAUCUAUAUUCUGGAAUUCCUGAAAGUGAAGAUGUUCCACUAACUACCAUAUCGGGAGUAGGAUCUGGUGCAGAACAUGCCGCUCCUCCUCCUGCCUCUGGAGGACCUAAUGCAUCUCCUUUGGAUUUGUUUCCCCAGGAGGCAGUGUCUGAUGCGGGUGCUGGAGAUCUUGGAUCGCUUGAAUUCCUCAGAAGCAAUGAUCAGUUCCAACAAUUACGAUCCAUGGUCAAUUCCAACCCCCAGAUUCUGCAGCCUAUGCUUCUAGAGCUGGGAAAGCAGAACCCACAACUUCUGAGGCUAAUCCAAGAGAACCAAGCCGAAUUUGUUCAGUUGCUCAACGAGCCGUAUGAAGGAUCUGACGGGGAAAUGGAUGUUUUUGACCAACCGGAGCAAGAGAUGCCCAAUGCAGUUAACGUUACUCCUGCAGAGCAAGAAGCGAUUCAACGGCUUGAGGCAAUGGGAUUUGAUAGAGCAUUAGUGAUAGAAGCCUUCCUUGCGUGUGACCGUAACGAGCAAUUGGCUGCUAACUAUCUGCUAGAGAACUCGGCAGAUUUUGAAGACUGAGUUCCCACAACAGAGCACAAGAAUGAAAAAAAAAUAGUUCUAUUCCUAAUCCCAUCUUUCAACUGAACCGUUCGUUUUAACUCUACUCAGAAUCUCAGAUGAUCUCAUAUCUUAUUCUUACAUCAUCUCUCAUAUUAUUCAUAAAGAAUCGUUUGCUUUCCAA